Aegilops tauschii subsp. strangulata is the source of this 1463-nucleotide messenger RNA. RefSeq names its product probable cinnamyl alcohol dehydrogenase 1. The record is from RefSeq and is a predicted model, not a curated record. Lineage: Eukaryota; Viridiplantae; Streptophyta; Magnoliopsida; Poales; Poaceae. Gene Ontology annotation, molecular function: zinc ion binding; oxidoreductase activity, acting on the CH-OH group of donors, NAD or NADP as acceptor.
CCACGGUGGCGCUGCAAGUUAAAACGGCCACGCCUCCGCUCACCACCGCCGCACAUCUCCCCUACCCUCCACAGAAACCGGAACCCCCGUUUGCUCGCGCGUCGGCUGGUUUCAGGUUCCGCCGCCCUGCCUGAUUCUCCCGAUCCCCUUCCGAGUUUUGCUGCCCGGCAUGGCUGCUGAAUCCGAGAGCUGCAACUGCAGUGCCUGGGCAGCAAAUGAUCCUUCUGGAGUACUCUCCCCUCACAGUUUCAACCGUAGGGCUGUACGACAUGAUGAUGUUUCUUUGAGGAUCACACACUGCGGUGUCUGUUAUGCUGAUGUUCAGUGGACAAGAAAUUUGCACCAUGACUCGGUGUACCCUUUAGUCCCUGGGCAUGAGAUUGCUGGAGUUGUAACCGAGGUUGGUUCGGACGUCAAGGGCUUCAAACCGGGCGACCAUGUGGCUGUUGGGACAUACAUUAACUCAUGCCGUGACUGUGACAACUGCAAUAACCUCCUCGAGAACCACUGCUCAAACUUUGUUUUCACUUUCAACGGUGUUGAUACGGACGGUACUGUCACAAAGGGAGGAUAUUCCACUCACAUUGUAGUUCAUGAACGGUACUGCUAUAAAAUACCUGAUGGCUACCCACUGGACAAGGCCGCACCUUUAGCUUGUGCUGGGAUCACUGUGUAUACACCGAUGAUCCGGCAUAACAUGAACCAGCCGGGGAAGUCACUUGGGGUUAUUGGUCUUGGUGGGUUGGGUCACAUGGCAGUGAAAUUUGGGAAAGCCUUUGGACUGAAUGUGACAGUUUUGAGUACAAGUGAAUCGAAAAGAGAUGAAGCUAUCAACCUUCUUGGUGCAGAUAAUUUUGUGGUAUCAUCAGAUAAAAACCAGAUGGAGUUCCUGAAAAAUUCUCUGGAUUUCAUUGUCGAUACUGCCUCUGGUGACCACCCAUUUGACCCUUAUCUCGCGCUUCUGAAAGUUCGUGGCACAAUGGCACUAGUUGGCUUUCCUGGCGAAAUCAGAGUGCAUCCUGCAACACUUAAUCUGGGUGCACGGACUCUAUCUGGCAGUGUAGUUGGAGGCACAAAGGAUACCCAGGAGAUGAUAAAUUUCUGCGCGGCAAACAGAAUAUACCCAAAUGUUGAGGUGAUAAAAAUAGACUACAUCAACGAGGCUCUCGAGAGGCUUGUCAACCGGGAUGUGAAGUAUCGGUUUGUAAUCGACAUAGAGAGCUCUUUCAAGUAAUAUCUUUCGCGGUUGGCACAUUUUCGAAUCCUUAUAAAAGUGUGUAGAAUAAAGUUGAAUCUUCCAAACAAUCGCGGCUGACUGGUAAUAGAGGGCUUUCCUCUGUAAUGUUCUGGUAUGCUUUCCGGUCCGUGAUAGAAGAUUGUUGUGAAGAUAUGUAUUGCUUUCAGAAAAUAUGUAAAUAGACCUCCUAUGGAUGCUCAAUUAUUGUAGUAUCAAAUUUUCUGAA